Hemiscyllium ocellatum (epaulette shark) is the source of this 930-nucleotide messenger RNA. RefSeq names its product probable G-protein coupled receptor 139. Lineage: Eukaryota; Metazoa; Chordata; Chondrichthyes; Orectolobiformes; Hemiscylliidae. The transcript has a single exon. Gene Ontology annotation, cellular component: membrane. Gene Ontology annotation, molecular function: G protein-coupled receptor activity. Gene Ontology annotation, biological process: G protein-coupled receptor signaling pathway. The record is from RefSeq and is a predicted model, not a curated record. The coding region runs from base 1 to 930 and encodes 309 amino acids.
AUGGCGAUCAUAAUCCUAUCCCGAGGACGAUGUGGACUUUCACGGUGUAUUACUUACUAUUUGUUGAUGAUAGUAGUGAAUGAUUUCAUUGUCAUUAUCACCGCUGUCAUCCUCAAUAGGAUCGGUGGCAUUUACUUCAGGGACAGUGUUCUUUCCACCACACCUGCCUGUAUGGUCAGCACCAUGCUUAUCUAUGCUACCCGCGAUGGGUCAGUCUGGCUGACUGUGGCGUUCACCAUUGACCGUUUUAUUGCCAUCUCCUGUCAGAGACUGAAGACCAGGUACUGCACUGAGAAAACUGCGUUGCUGGUCAUCGGAGGCGUUACUGUCAUGAGUUGCAUCAAGAAUGUCCCUUUCUGCUUCACCUACAAACCAUUGUAUACAUUGGAUGGAACUAGCUGGUUCUGUGAUAUCAAGUCUGCCUAUUACACAUCGCCUGUAUGGCAGGCCUAUGACUGGAUGGACCACAUUUUAACUCCUGUUCUACCAUUCUUCCUCAUUUUGCUACUCAACGUUCUGACCAUAAGGCACAUCCGAACCGCCAGCAGAGCCCGGAGAAGGCUGCGAGGUAAUGACAAUUGUGCAGAUCAUGAGAGUGCAAACCGCAGAAGGUCCGUUGUCCUGUUAUUCACCAUAUCAAUGAGCUUUCUCCUCCUCUGGGUAACCUAUGUUUCACAUUUCCUCUAUGUGCGUAUUACUGGUAAGGGCUACUUCACUGGCCUGGAUUUCAAGAAUCCAGACUUUAUUUUUCAAGAGGUGACGAACAUGUUUCAGUUGCUCAGUUCUUGCAACAAUGUCUUCAUCUAUGCAGUAUCCCAAACCAAGUUCCAAGAAGAUCUGAAGACGCUGUUGAUGUGUCGUUUCACCAUCCUCACUGGCUGUUUGAGAUGCCCAAAAGAACAAAAAUUAGCUCAUUUUGUAUCUCAAUGA